Molecule: messenger RNA, 1341 nt
Organism: Phaeodactylum tricornutum CCAP 1055/1
Lineage: Eukaryota; Bacillariophyta; Bacillariophyceae; Surirellales; Neidiaceae
Exons: 1
Coding region: 72-1334 (420 amino acids)
Biological process (GO): DNA-templated transcription
Cellular component (GO): RNA polymerase III complex; nucleus
Source: RefSeq, a predicted model, not a curated record
GAAACGAGAGAUCUCUCAAUCCUGCGAUCCACACCAACACAUGCUGCUUUCCGAUCCUUUGCUUUUUGAUCAUGUCAGUCAGAAUAAAAAAUGAGGAGCAGCUUGGCGUCGUGCAAAGCACAGAGCAUGAUGACGACGAUCAAGUUGUUCGUGAGAUAGAUGUCUUCCUUUCGCCCGCGUUGACCAACCUAUUUCAUCUCCUCCAAUACCCCUUGCAGCAUACGCCAGUGACACAUCCUUCAGCCGCCCGUAUUAAGCAUCGACAUGGCAUUCUUGAGCUGGACCAACCAUUGCCCAUGUCAAUUGAGCGUUCCGGAUUGUUCCACAUGCAACAUCGUACGUAUCGCAGCCAAACCGUUCCUGUUCAGACACAUGUCUGCAUGGGAAAGCUACAAGACGACCCACUCGGCAAGACUUCUCUGCAUUUGGUACCACUGACGCACGCGAGUCAAAUGAGACCCACGUUCCAGCACGUGGAUGCAAUGGACGACCCACACGCUGAGCUAAACAUCGAAGAGGACGACGACGUUGACGAUGACAAGACGAUGGAAAAGAAGCCAGUUGUUUUUCAGCGGAAAGAGUCGGAGCGUGCUGCCAUAGCCCGAAAGUCAAGCUACGCAUUCAAGAAAGCAAGUGAGGAAGGCGAAGAAUGGCAACAACUAGAGGUAAGUCUUCCUGAUACGGAAUUGCAAAGGACCUUGUUAAACGACGUUGUAUGCGCGGAUCUCGGAACGUUCGCGUUGCUGCCGUCUGAACAGCAAGCAUCUUUGUUAGACCCGGACAUUUCGUAUGUCAAUAGCCUUGAUUACAUGCCUCCUCAGGCUGGGCAAUUAUAUGCUCAUCUUGAAGGUAAAGAUAUCAAGACGGUUGUCUCCAAAUUGACAGUCCUAAUGACAAGAGGCUGGCCGAUCCCAUAUUCAAUUUUACGAGCCCAAUUUUCAUCGCAAAUAGCUGACGAGGCUCUCCUCCACGCCUUGUCAGUAUGCGCAGUGAUGGUUCGUGGAAUAUUUUGCUUGAACUCUAAGUUGCUGAACUUGGAUGAGCCUCUGCAAAGAGCAAGGACAUUUAUUUUGUAUCUCUUGCAUAGCCACGGAUCUAUAUACCGUACCAAACUUGACCGAGUAUUUGUUGGAUACAAAGAUGUUUCAUCGCAGCGUCUGCUGGAAAUUUUGAAGCAAGUCGGGAAAAAGAUCCAGUCUUGUUGGGUUUUGAAAGUUCCAGAUGACGAGCAUUUUUUAAAAGAUUAUGCUGCGACUUCGGCCUUACAUGAACUUUAUUGGCAGCGGCAGUCAAUUCGCUACUCUAGUUUGCUCCAGGUAUAUAACAUGCCCUAAAAGUAUU